CAGAAGCAGAAUCUAAAUCAGAAGCAGAAUCUGAAUCAGAAGCAGAAGUCUAUAUUUCAGAUGAUGAUUUCAAAUCGAAUUCUACAAAUGCUAAUAAAAACUAUAAAAGGAAAGAUGUUACACAUGAUUAUUCAAAGGAAAAUGUAAAAGAACGCAAAUCUGGAAAUUAUUCUGGUACUAUUAAUGAUUCUGUUAACAUUACUGAUACUAGUGAUUAUGAUCAUUCAAAACAAGAAUUGAUUAAUGAUGAGGAAGAAAAAGAAGAAAUGAAUAUUAGUUUACAAGACGAUGAACCAUCUAAGGUUAAUUUUAGUCGUCCAGAGGACACAAAUUUAUCUAUUGUGAACUUAACUCAUUGUGAUAUUGAUUCAGAUUCAGAUCUAGAGUAUAUACCAAAUAUAAGGAAUAGUGAAGAAAAUGCAACAGCAAUGUCUUUUGCGAUAGAGGAAACAGGAGUUGAUAAUAUAAACCCACUAAUAGCUCAAGAAAGAGCCCUUCUUACUUGUAAAUUACAGCAUCUACAAAAUCAAAUAGAUAAAACAAAAUUAUUACUCAAUACUGCAAAUUUAGAUUUAUUACCAGAUAAAGGAGAAAAGUUACAACAAAAUAUUAUAUUACAAACCAAAGAGAUGGAGGAAAUAAAAGCAAAAUUAGAAAAAACAACAUUGGUAAAACCAAUUAAAGAAAUAAAUGAACAAAGUACGUCUAAGGAAGAAGAAGAAGAAGAAGAAAAAGAGAAAUUUCAGCAAUCUGAUUCAAAAUUGGAUUAUAUGGAAUCUGCCAAAAGUACAGAAGAAUCAAAGAAAUUAGGAAAACGAGCACAAGAAACUUUUGAUCGUCAAUUUACGUUAACAGCAGAAAGACUUCAAGAUUUACAUGGAUCUCUAGUAGGUCAACCGUCAGAGGACACAAGAGCCGAAGAUCCGCCUGGCUUAAAAGUUAAAUUAAUGCCACAUCAACAACAUGCAUUGGCAUGGUUAAUGUGGAGGGAGAAAAAACGACCACCCGGUGGUUUAUUAGCUGAUGAUAUGGGAUUAGGUAAAACCUUAACAAUGAUAUCAUUAAUUAUGGCCACACACAAUCAAGAUGAUGAUUCAGACAGUGAUAAUGAAGAAUGGCAUACUUCAAAUAAAUCUAUAACUUGUAGAGGUGGAACACUCGUUGUGUGUCCAGCGUCACUAUUAUCACAAUGGGAGAAUGAAAUAAAAAGUAAAUGUAGAAAAGGCAUAUUAUCAGUUGAAGUCUAUCAUGGUAAUAAUAGAGAAAAAGUGUCUAAACGUUUAGCAAAGUAUGAUGUUGUUAUUACAACAUACAAUAUAUUAUCUCGCGAGUUUAAAACUAUGUCUACAACAUAUAAGAUUCAUUGGAAAAGGGUCAUUUUAGAUGAAGCUCAUCAAAUAAGAAAUCAUAAAAGUCAAGCAUCUCAAGCAGUGUGCGGACUUUUAGCGGAUAAAAGGUGGACUCUAACCGGUACACCUAUACAAAAUAAAGAAAUGGAUUUAUAUUCUUUAUUAAAAUUUUUAAAAUGUUCACCUUUUGAUGAUAUUCGUGUAUGGAAACGUUGGGUAGAUAAUAAUAAAAAUACUGCUGGUCACCAAAGAUUAGCCACACUUAUAAAAAGUUUGAUGCUUCGUAGAACCAAACAAGAGCUUCAAUCACAGGGUGCUUUAGAAAGCUUACCUAAUAAAAGUAUCCAAGAAAUUGAAGUUAAUCUUGAUCCACAAGAGAAAUUAGUUUAUGAAAAAGUUUUAAUAUAUUCUCGCACACUUUUUGCACAAUUUUUAGCACAAAGAGCAGAAAAAGAUCACAUGGUAGAUUUAUCAUCUGGAUUAUAUGAUAAACCAACGUAUAUGUCAAAUCCAAAUAAAAAAACACAAUUUACAAAAGCUCAAAAUAAAUUAUUGUCUCUCCACGCUGAUGUUAAAUCACAUGAAAUUUUGGUACUUUUAUUACGUCUUCGUCAAGUAUGUUGCCAUCCAACAUUAAUUCAUGCUAUGUUGGAUAAAAGUGAUCUAGAAGAAAGUGGAAUAGUAGAUGAAAAUAAUGAUGAUCUUAUAUCUCGUAUAAAUAAUAUGUCAUUGUACGAAAAUCAAGAAAAUCAAGAUAUAAAUAACGAAGAGAUUGAUAUUGACAAACAACUCACAAAAAAUUUACUUACUUCAUCAAAUCCAGUAUUUGAAGCAGAUCGGUUGAGUUCCAAAAUGAAAGUAUUAUUUAGUACGGUAAAAGAAAUUAUAGGAAAGAAUGAUAAACUUAUAAUUGUAUCACAAUGGUCAAGCAUGUUUGAAAUUAUUGGAUCUCAUUUAUCUUCGAUAAAAGGAGCUACGUAUGCUGAAUUUUCAGGCAGAGUUCCUAUUAAAAAUCGACAAAGCAUAAUAGAAUCUUUCAAUGAUCCAAAUAAAGAUCCAAAAAUUUUGUUACUUUCACUCACUGCUGGUGGAGUUGGAUUAAAUCUUGUUGGAGGAAAUCAUCUGUUACUUAUAGACAUUCAUUGGAAUCCUCAAUUAGAGUCUCAAGCACAAGAUAGAAUAUAUCGAUUUGGCCAGAAAAAAGACGUAUUCAUUUAUAAGUUUAUUUGUAAAGAUACUAUAGAAGAACGUAUCAAACAUUUGCAAGAAAAAAAAUUGUCAAUAUCUGAAAACGUAUUAAGUGGUGGAAACAACAAAAUAACCUCAAAAUUAACGCUUAAUGAUCUUAAGUCUCUAUUUGGUUUAUAAGAGAAAAUAAUAAUAAUAAUAAUAAUUAUAGUUUUAUUUUAA
Polistes dominula (European paper wasp) is the source of this 2759-nucleotide messenger RNA. Its product is annotated as transcription termination factor lodestar. The record is from RefSeq and is a predicted model, not a curated record. Gene Ontology annotation, biological process: DNA repair. NCBI's taxonomy places the organism in Eukaryota, Metazoa, Arthropoda, Insecta, Hymenoptera, Vespidae. Gene Ontology annotation, cellular component: nucleus. Gene Ontology annotation, molecular function: ATP binding; ATP-dependent activity, acting on DNA.